ACACCGCACGUCACGGCAACGGCAAUCCUAGAACUAUCUGCCACAUCAGAUUUUUCAAACUUUGUAUACUGUUUCUCAAAAGAAAACGAUGUCAUAGCAAAUUAAGAGUGAAUCGUAAAAUCAACAUCGAAAGUGUUGCCGCCUCCAUGUAGAAGUGACCCCGCUAAAGUCCUCGCCGCUUUACAAACGCCGCAGCAUCCUCAAGACAGUUCUUGGACCAAGUGGAACGAAUCCAAAGAUACACAUAACACUUGUGGAACGCCCACACUUGUCGAAAGAAGAAUUGUAGAUUGCAGCGAAGACGUGUAUCUAAGAUAAGUGUUAGGACGAGGUUGGGAAAGCACAAGCAAAAUGGCACACACUGGCGGGAACCUAUCCGGUAACAUGCAGCCGCCACCGCCUUCCGGAGGCAGGUUCUCCGUGGACAUGCAAAGCCUGCCCUCGCUAUCCAACCUGCCAUCACCGCUGCAGAUCUUCCAAAUGGUCCGAAACUCCCUGCGGCCCUGGGUAGUCUUCUUCAACAUCAACAAUUUCAAAACGGCCAUCAGCAUGCAGCGGCUAAAUAGCCGGGUUAUUCGGAAUCUCUCCUAUUUUCAGGCCAACUACGUUUUCAUCUUUUUUGUACUGAUGAUAUACUGCCUCAUCACGGCUCCCUGCAUUCUGCUGGUCAUCCUGGCUUCCGCUUUUGGCUGCCAUAAGCUGCGCGUGCGCAACAGUAACAUUACCAUCGUGGGACAACAACUGACGCCCAGCCAGCAGAUCAUCGCACUCAAUCUGGCGACGGCACCAGUGCUAUUCCUGGUGGGCGCGGGUGCGGUUUUGUUUUGGACGCUGGGUGCUUCAUGCUUCGUGAUUGCUAUGCAUGCUAUAUUCUACAACAUCGAUGCUAUUGUAACGGAGGAGAAUGAGGGUUUCCUCGCCCAGGUUGUCUGACCGCCAGCCAGAAGCUAAACCCUAGGUCUUCUGGGAUCGUGGCAACCAGGGACGAGGAAAGGGGCUAAACAUAUUCGCCACUAUGGGGCCUUGCAAGUCGACACAAUAUGUUGUACACCUAUUUAUAACGAAAUCUAGUUAAGCCGCAGACUUUAAAUAAUCGAAAUACACACUAUGACAGAUUCAUACGACUAU
Messenger RNA from Drosophila melanogaster (fruit fly), 1128 nucleotides. RefSeq lists its product as uncharacterized. Gene Ontology annotation, cellular component: synaptic vesicle; membrane. The transcript is spliced from 3 exons. NCBI's taxonomy places the organism in Eukaryota, Metazoa, Arthropoda, Insecta, Diptera, Drosophilidae. The coding region runs from base 352 to 933 and encodes 193 amino acids. The record is from RefSeq and is marked reviewed.